Messenger RNA from Dicrocoelium dendriticum, 1710 nucleotides. The record is from the annotation of a GenBank genome assembly. Lineage: Eukaryota; Metazoa; Platyhelminthes; Trematoda; Plagiorchiida; Dicrocoeliidae.
AUGCAACUCGGACUGGAGACCAAUUUGGACGAACUGGGCCAUGCAAUCGAAAAUUGGAAGACAGCCGAUCCCCGUCUUUUUUCUGUUUGUCUGUGUAAACUUGCACAGAAUGGGGCUGGUUAUCCUCCCGACCAGUUAUCUCGGUUGCUUCGUGCUCUAGAGCAUAAAAUGCCAUUGAUCUCUGUGGAUAUGUGUCGGGAGUUGGUGAAGUCUUUCAACGUUCCCACCAGUUGGAUCCAGUUACCCUCACCCAUACUAGAGGAUGUGAUUCGCUUGCUUAUUGGAUUAAGUAUUCAGUUCAGUGAACUGACCGGCGAAGUCUGUGACAUAUGUGCUCAGGUGGUACUCCUACAAACAAAUCCCAACAUACAACAGAUCACAUCUUAUCUGGAUACUUCCGCAGCAUUUGUAUCCGCCCUGCUGACUGCCGCCCCACAUUCCGAAGCAUUACUGGUUCAACAACUUUGCAAUAAAUUCCCCGGAUGGAGAAAACAGAUGCGUGAUAUUUUGCUUGCGUUAUUUGGCAUUCUCCAUAUCAUUUCCGAUUCACAGUCUGCUUCUUACUUUUCCGCAUCCAGCAAAUGUGCGCUGGUCCGUAUCGUGUGUAAACUCAUAGUAGAUUUUAAUCUGAGCCUUGAUGAGUCCUUCCCACAGAAAGAAAACAAAUCAAUCGAACUUUGUUUACCGGGUGAUGUCGAAGACGCGGAGAAACGGCGCAAAUUCAUGCAUGAGAUCCUUGAGACACAGACUGGUGACGAUGGCAAAAUCCUGAGGAAGCUGGAGCUAACGACUUGGCUAAUGAUGGUGUACAUAAAGCCUAUCUGCUUUUCACCCGCUUCAAAGCUUGAUUGGCCUUUGCUCUGCUCUAUUUUCAAAUGCAUGCGAGACUUCUUCUCGCAGUAUGUUCUUCCUGUAAAGUUCUCUUUUCCUUCGCUUGCUCUGCUAUGUUUGUACACAGCCAGCCUCCGUAGAGGUCUGAUGAUCAACUGGACCGAAUCUCUUUGGACCACCAUAAAAGAUGAACAGCAGGAUUGUGAAACACGCAUCUCCGCCCUGGCAUAUCUAACAUGUUUCCUAGCUCACACUCGGGCCUGCAUUUUGGACUUGGUCGUCGAGAUACUACAUGAUAUGGCAGCUUGGUGCAUCGAUUACGUGUACCGUUGUCGCAAUGUGUUGCUGGUCAAUUGUGAACAAUCUUUUGUUACCGCGAACCAAGUUUAUUACGCAGUGUGUGAUUCCCUAUUGUACAUUCUUGUGCAGCUACACGCUACCCUGCUCGAUUCACCUCAUUACCGCAGUAGCUGUAACCGGCUCCCACUGGCCCAAAUCAGGCUUUCUCCGUUACAUCCUUGGCAACACCUGCCUGAUAGCUUGCGCUGGGGGUUUUCACGGGUCGCCUCUGCUUAUCGGUUGUCUUGUGUUCCCAUAGGGUUGGACUUGGUGAACUGGAACAACGAUGACCGGGAAUUCAGUCUGCAGACACUUGAAGCGAUUCAGCCAAGCCGUUUCUUUUGCUUGCCUUUGCUGGAAACUAGCAGUUCAAUUCUUUGUCCGAUCGCCAAAGCACUAUUUCGUACACCUGUCAUAGGCAAAGCUUUCGUGGAAUCCGAGGUUCACCUAUCCGGUGUACAAUUGGGGCAUCUGCAAAAGUCCGUUCCCCAUGUCGGAAUUGAUGUUUCCAAGUUAUCGAGAAUCAUCAACGACGAAUAG